AUGGACAUGGUGUUCAACUGUUUCGGAAGACAAUUUUGUUUGCAUUUUGAGGCUUUCCAGCUUGGUAUGGCACCAGUCUACAUGGCCUUCUUACGAUUCAUGGGUGAUGAUAAUGAGGCAAAGAAAUUCAGCUAUAGUUUGGAAGUUGGUGCAAAUGGUCGUAAGCUCAUAUGGCAAGGAAUUCCAAGGAGCAUCCGUGACAGUCAUAAGAAAGUUCGUGAUAGUCAGGAUGGACUCAUUAUUCAAAGGAAUAUGGCUCUCUACUUUUCUGGUGGGGAUAGGCAAGAGCUGAAGUUGAGGGUUACUGGCCGUAUAUGGAAAGAAGAAUAA
Messenger RNA from Alnus glutinosa, 330 nucleotides. Its product is annotated as E3 ubiquitin-protein ligase SINAT2-like. NCBI's taxonomy places the organism in Eukaryota, Viridiplantae, Streptophyta, Magnoliopsida, Fagales, Betulaceae. Gene Ontology annotation, molecular function: protein binding; ubiquitin protein ligase activity. The record is from RefSeq and is a predicted model, not a curated record. The transcript is spliced from 2 exons. Gene Ontology annotation, cellular component: cytoplasm. Gene Ontology annotation, biological process: ubiquitin-dependent protein catabolic process; multicellular organism development. Bases 1 to 330 code for a protein of 109 amino acids.